Molecule: messenger RNA, 1859 nt
Organism: Andrographis paniculata
Lineage: Eukaryota; Viridiplantae; Streptophyta; Magnoliopsida; Lamiales; Acanthaceae
Exons: 3
Coding region: 787-1428 (213 amino acids)
Source: RefSeq, a predicted model, not a curated record
CUUUCCUAACUCCAGUCAAAUAACUCCCCUCCUAAAUCUCCCUUACGAAUCUCUAGCUCUAUUCCUUUGUCCUCAAUUCCUAUAACUGAUAUCCCACACUCUUCCUUAACCCUACCUAUCUCUGAAUGUGUUUCUGAACCUUUUUCUCCAAAUCCACCCUUAUCCAACACUUAAUCCCAUUGUUCCAUUUCUUCCACUUCGCCUGAUCCUGUUUCUUCCCCCAUGCCUCAUGCUCUUGUGUCAAUGCCCACUAGACCACAACAUUCUAUACGAUUGCUUACUAAAUAUUAGGAUUAUAGUUGCUUGGCUCAGGAUGCUCCUCUGCCUAGUUCUUUUGCUGAGGAUCAACAAUCAAAAAACUUGGAAUAAAGCCAUGACAGAUGAACUUGAUGUUCUGACACAAAAUAAUAAAUGGGACUUGGUGACCUUACCUCCUUCCAAGAAACUGAUUGGGUGUAAGUGGAUCUUUCGGGUCAAACACAAUCUGGAUGGUUCUAUUCUCAAAUAUAAAGCUAUGCUUAUGGCUAAGGGAUACCAUCAGAAAUUAGGGGAAGAUUAUCAUGAAUCUUUUGCUCAUGUGGCGAAGCAAGUCUUAGUCAGGCUGAUUAUAGCCUUGGCUACAUCUAUGCAAUGGAGUUCACAUCAAUUGGAUGUAAAUAAUGCCUUUCUACAUGGUGAUAUCUCUGAAGAGCUGUACAUGACAUGUCCCCCUGGCCUACCAGCCUCCUCUAAUCAAGUUUGUCGGCUAAGGAAGUCCAUUUAUGGCCUCAAGCAGACCCCACGCCAAUGGAACUUUACUCUCACUACCUUCAUUUUUCAUUGGGACUACAAAAGCUGCCCUUUGAUCAUUGCCUUUUUGUGGAUUUCACUGCAUUGAGCCCUAUGGUUUUGGUGAUUUAUGUUGAUGAAAUUCUUAUUGCAGGGAAUGAUACAGGCAAAUCGCUGCCAUCAAACAAGCUCUGCAUCACAAAUUCACUAUUAAAGAUCUUGGUGUUGCUUCUUACUGCUUGGGACUUGAAAAACAAGGGUAAUUGUCUCUUUACUCGACGUCGACGCUCCUUAAGUGGUUGUUGUGUCUUCCCUGGUGGUGCCUUAAUUUCUUGGAAAACUAAAAAGCAGCAGGCAGUUUCGCGAUGUUCUACCGAAGCCGAAUACUGCAGUCUUGCAGCAGCUACCUCAGAACUUCUUUGGAUUAACCAUCUUCUCGAUGCACUACGCAUCUCUAAUCAAAGAAAGUAUCGUAGCUCUCCUAAGUCCACAUUGCAUGACGGACUGCUUCUCCCCAUAAACUUUCUGGUACUUUCAUUAUCUUUAAUAGCGAUCGCGUCAUUUCAAAUACAGUCUGGUUACGACUCUCCACCACUCCGUUCGGUUGUCGGCUGUAUGGCACUAAUCGACUUGUGCCUUGAACUUCUUAAAUGCCAGUAGCGCCUCAUCUUUACUUUUGAUGACAAAAACCCACAUGAACCUGCUCAAGUCAUCCACGAUCAAGAGAAAAUAGUGAUUUCCAACCAUGUUUGCGGUGAUAUUGGUCCACACAAAUCUCCGUGGACUAAAUCCAAUGGGCUUGAUGCAUGAUAUUCAGCUUCCUUGGAAAAAAGAUGACGGGGCUGUUUUGCUACCAAGCACCCCUCACAUACCUGAGCAGGGUAUUUUGCUCUUGGCACACCACGCACUAUAUCUUGUUCGACCAUCGAUUCCAUGUUCUGAAAACUAGUAUGGCCAAGCCUCGCAUGCCACAACCAUGCCUCAUCGUCAAGACUACUAGCUAAACACACAGGUUGAGCAGUGUGAAGAUGAAUCUUGUGCAAACGAUUUGUUGACCGUUGUAUCUUAAUAAUCAAUGUCCUGAAUGAAUC